This is a messenger RNA of Schistosoma spindalis, 3325 nucleotides long. Lineage: Eukaryota; Metazoa; Platyhelminthes; Trematoda; Strigeidida; Schistosomatidae. The record is from the annotation of a GenBank genome assembly.
AUAUAUAUAUAUAUAUAUAUACAUGUAAUAAAUUAUGGCUAUUACAUCACAAUGUUCCUUAGACUUACUUACAGAUUCAUCAUCUCAUCUAUUAACUAAACCAUCAACACAUAUCAUUAAUAAUGAAUAUUUAUCUUAUCCAAUAAAUCCAAUGAUAGAAUCAUUUAUUGAUUCAUCAAAUAUUGAUGAAUUUCAUGGAAAAUCAAUAAAUGAUCAUCAUCAUCAUCAUAAUAAUAAUAAUAAUAAUAAUAAUAAAUCAUUAUCAUCGAAUUCUAUCAAUAAUUGUUCUAUAGAAACACAAUUAUAUAAUGAAGAAGAGAAAAUUUUAACACAAUGUUUAAUUCAUGAUCAUAAUUAUGAUCAUCAUCAUGAUCACCAUCAUCGUUAUACUACUACUACUACCACUAAUAAUAAUAAUAAUAUGAGUAGUAGUAAUGAUAAAGUAUUGAAUGAUGAUCUAUUAUUCAAUGAUUAUUAUGAUGAUAAUGAUCUAUUACAUAAUUCAUAUUUAUAUAAUAAUCCAUAUUAUGAUUUAGAUUAUAAUUUAACUGGAAUGACAACCACAUUCAAUCAUACAUCUUUAUUAAAUGAUACAGGUUUAACAAGACCUACAAGAAAAAUCGAUAAUGAUCCAACUAUAUUAUUAACUUUAUUAAAAUGGGCACGUAUCCAUUCAAAUCAAUUGAAUGGAGAUGAUGAUCAAAUUGAUAGAAUCAAUUAUCAAUAUACAAGUGUAUUAUUAUUAAUUUUAUUAACAUUAACUGGUUUUCGACAAUAUUUAUCUCAUCUCCCAUUACAAUGUUGGAUACCUCAAGAAUUUUCACGUAGUUGGGAAGAAUAUGCUGAACAUUAUUGUUGGGUAACAAAUACAUAUUUUGCUAAUGUUCAAUCAGCUAUUCCACCUGUAAAUAAUCGUACAACCGUUGUACGUUAUUAUCAAUGGGCUACAUUUGUAUUCAUAUUACAAGCUGCUGGAUUUUUUCUACCAUGUCUUAUAUGGAGAUUACUACAGAAUCAUUCAGGAUUUCAUGUUCAACGAAUAAUGCGUAGUGUAAUUCGUUUAAAUUAUACUGAAACAGAUUCAUCUCAAUUAAUUACAUAUGGAUUAGCACGAUAUAUUGAUAAUGUUAUUUAUCAUAGAUCAUAUAAACAAUGGCGUAUUCAUUCAUCAAAAAUGAAAUCAAAUUUUAAACAAACAUCAUCCAAGAAUAAUUCAAUGAUGAAAUCUACACAUAAAUCUACUUCUCAUACAUUAUCUUCUACAACAUCCUGUGAAAUUCCCAUCAUCGAGACAAAACUUGUUAAAUUUGAAAAUGAAUCAUUACCAAUAAAACAAACAUCAGUAUCAUGUAAAACAUUACCAAGUAAAUGUACUGUGUCAAGAAGUUAUAAAAAACAACGUGCACCACAACCACCAGUAACCAUUACUAAUUCUACGACUACGACUACUAAUACUACUACUACCACAACUACUGUUAUUACUACUACUACUACUACUACUACUACUACCACUACCACUGCUACAACUCCAAGGGUUAUAGUCACUACAACCAAUUCUUUUAAGAUAAACUCAGAUCAAAUCAUUUAUACAACUAGUCCUAUAUUAAAAUAUACAUCGAAUAUUACAGAAUCCAAAUUCAAUUCUUUAUCAAAACAAAAUGAUCAUAGAAAAUUAUUUUCACCUAUAUGUAAUACAUGUGGAUUAUGUUUUAAUAAUUUAUCAAUAAUCGAUAAAAAAAUAAAAACAAGAUCAAUUCAACCAUUAGUAACUACUUCGACAAUAAUAGAAAUACCACCAGCAUCACCAUCACCAUCACCACUACCACCAUCAUCAUCAUCAUCACCACCAACAGCAACAACAACAACAACAACAACAAACGAGUUAACAACCGGUGCAAAUUUAUUCAAUCCAAAGAAUAAUUCAAAAUUACAAAUUCCUCAAUCCACAUUGAAUCAAUUCCAACAAAAAUCAUCAUCAUCAUCAUCAUCAUCAUCAUCAUCUUCAUCUACAUCAACUCCAUCCUCAUCAUAUUGGUCAUAUUCUAAUAAACAACAAUCAAUAAAAUUUAAUAAACAAUCUUUAUUACAUAAUCAUAAAUCUAAAUCUAAAUUAUUUUAUAUUAAAAAUACAUGUUAUCAAUUAAUAUAUAAUUUAUGGUUAUUUCUACGUUGUUUAUUAACAUUAUUAUGUUUAUUACCAACAUGUUUAUUUCAUUGGUUGCUAUGUGGUAUUGGUGGUGGUGGUGGUGUUAGUAGUUGUGGUAGUGGUAGUGGUAGUGGUGGUGGUGGUGGUAGUAACAAAAAAUUUAAAACAAUUCAACGUAGUCAUAGUUUUUUAUUUUAUUUAUAUGUUACUAUAAAAUUAUUAUAUUUAAUUAAUAUUAUAGGACAAUUAUAUUUUAUGAAAAUAUUUCUUGGUGUAAAAUCAUAUUUUUUUGGUAUUUAUGUAUUAAAAGAUUUAAUCUAUGGGAAUAUAUGGAGUGAAACAGGACAUUUUCCACGUGUAACUUAUUGUGAUUUUGAAGCGAAAAAAUUAGGAAAAAAUUAUAAAUAUACUUUACAAUGUGUAUUACCAUUAAAUUUAUUUUUAGAAAAAGUUUAUGUAUUUCUAUGGUAUUGGUAUUUAUUUAUUGGUUUAUUAACAUUAUAUAGUUUUAUAAAAUGGUUAUUACGUUUAACUAUACCUAAUAAACAUAUUGAAUUUAUACAAAAAUAUUUAUUGAUUUCAUUUAAUAAUCAAUCAAUUAAUCAAUUUAAUCAAUAUCAUUUACAAUUAUUUAUAAAUCAAUAUUUAAAUCUUGAUGGUUUAUUUAUAUUAUGGUUAUUAUCUAUGAAUAUGAAUGAUAUAUUUAUGAAUCAUUUAUUGAUUUUAUUAUGGAAUUUAUUUAUAACAAGAUUAUAUACAUUUAAAUCAAUAUCAUUAUUAAAAAUCAAUAAUUCAUUGAUUAAUUCAUUCAAUAAUAAUAAUAAUAAUGAAAAUCAAUCCAAUUUAUUAUUAUUUAAAUCAAUAAUUAAUCAAAAUAAUAAUUAUAGAAAUACAUUACAAUAUUCAUCAUUAUUAAAUUAUCCUAAUGAUAAUCAAUUCUAUUUUAAUCAUAAUCAAUUUAUAGAUUUGAAAGAAUUUCAAUCAUAUUAUUAUCCAAGAAGUAAAUCUGAAGAAAUAAUGAAUAUUACCAUAACUACCACUACUACUACUACUACUACUACUAAUACAACAACUACUAAUACUACUAAUAGUAAUAAUAAUAAUAAUAAUAGUAAUCAUGAUCAUACGAACAUUUGUCAUUCAACAGAUAUAUUUGAAAGUUCAGAUAGUAUUGUAUAA